Messenger RNA from Salvelinus namaycush (lake trout), 6072 nucleotides. RefSeq names its product ras-specific guanine nucleotide-releasing factor 2-like. Gene Ontology annotation, biological process: positive regulation of GTPase activity; Ras protein signal transduction. The record is from RefSeq and is a predicted model, not a curated record. Bases 306 to 4286 code for a protein of 1326 amino acids. Gene Ontology annotation, cellular component: plasma membrane. NCBI's taxonomy places the organism in Eukaryota, Metazoa, Chordata, Actinopteri, Salmoniformes, Salmonidae. The transcript is spliced from 23 exons. Gene Ontology annotation, molecular function: guanyl-nucleotide exchange factor activity; protein binding.
AUAGGCUAUAUUUUUCUCGUCAUUUGGGAUGUUUUGGAUUCCCUUUCUAAAAAGUUUGAGGCAUGAGACGUGGGAUUAUUUAUUUAUUUCUGGCUUCUUCGCGGCGCACAGAGUGGACAGGACUCAAAUUUUCCCCUGCGCGUCUGUGGUGAACUUGGAUUAGCGCGCUCUCUCCUCCACAUCUACUUUCUCUCUCCUAUCCUGUCCAACUCUCUCCGAAAAUAUGAUAGAUAUGUCACAGAUAUGACAUCAAUAACAACGACCACUUUUUGAAAUCGACUGAAAGAGAAGGGGUCUCACGGAAAAUGCAGAAGAGCGUGCGGUAUAAUGAGGGGCACGCUCUAUAUCUGUCGCUUGUCGCGCGCAAAGAGGGCACGAAACGCGGCAUCCUGAGCAAGAAGACGACGGAGAACAGUCGGUGGAAUGACAAGUACUUUGCUCUCUACCAGAAUGUGCUCUUUUACUUCGAGAACGACCAGAGCACACGGCCCUCCGGGAUUUACUUGCUGGAGGGGUGCACGUGCGAGAGGGUUCCCGCGCCCAAAGGCGCCACGGUCAGUAAGGACAUGGUGGACAAGCAGCAGCACUACUUCCUGGUGGUGUUUGGCCAUGACGGUCAGAAGCCUCUGGAGCUGCGGACAGAGGAGGAGUCAGACUGCAAAAAGUGGGUGGAGUCUAUCCAACAGGCCAGUUACUCUGACAUCAUCAUUGAGCGCGAGGUCCUGAUGCAGAAGUACAUCCACCUGGUCCAGAUCAUGGAGACAGAGAAGGUGGCGGCCAACCAGCUACGCACCCAGCUAGAGGACCAGGACACAGAGAUAGAGAGGCUGAAAGCAGAGAUCGUGCUGUUGAACAAGGCCAAGGAGAGGAUGCUGCCUUACCAGACCAACCAGGAGGAGGAGGACCCAGACAUUAAAAAGAUCAAAAAGGUCCAGAGUUUCAUGCGAGGCUGGCUGUGUCGGAGGAAGUGGAAGAUCAUCGUCCAGGACUACAUCUGUUCCCCCCACGCUGAGAACAUGAGGAAGAGGAACCACAUCGUGUUCAACAUGGUGGAGGCAGAGACCGAAUAUGUCUGCCAGCUCUCUGUCCUGGUCAACUUCUUCCUCAGGCCGCUACGUAUGGCCGCCAGCUCCAAGAAACCUCCCAUCAGCCACGAUGACGUUAGCAGCAUCUUCCUCAACAGUGAGACCAUCAUGUUCCUCCAUGAGAUCUUUCAUCAGGGCCUGAAGGCUCGGAUAGCCAACUGGCCUACGCUGGUUCUGGCGGACCUGUUUGACAUUCUGCUGCCCAUGCUGAACAUCUACCAGGAGUUUGUGAGGAACCACCAGUACAGCCUGCAGGUGCUGGCCAACUGUAAACAGAACAGGGACUUGGACAAGCUGCUGAAGCAGUAUGAGGCGAACGCUGCCUGUGAGGGACGCAUGCUGGAGACCUUCCUCACUUACCCCAUGUUCCAGAUCCCUCGUUACAUCAUCACUCUCCAUGAGCUGCUGGCACACACGCCUCAUGAGCACGUGGAGCGCAAGAGCCUGGAGUUCGCCAAGUCCAAACUAGAGGAGCUGUCAAAGAUGAUGCAUGAUGAGGUGAGCGAUACAGAGAACAUUCGUAAGAAUCUGGCCAUCGAGAGAAUGAUCGUAGAAGGCUGUGACAUAUUACUGGAUACCAGCCAGACCUUUGUCAGACAGGGCUCUCUGAUCCAGCUCCCAUCCAGCAGUGAACGGGGCAUGCUCAGUAAGGUCCGUCUAGGCUCUCUGUCCCUCAGGAAGGAAGGAGAACGACAGUGCUUCCUGUUUACGAAACACUUCCUUGUCUGCACACGCACCUCCGGGGGAAAGCUGCACCUGCUCAAGCAGGGUGGGGUGUUGUCCCUAAUAGAAUGUACCCUUGUAGAGGAGCUGGAUGCCAACGAUGAGGACUACAAUGCAGGAGGUCAGGGCUUCAACCACCUGGAGUUUAAAAUCGUGGUGGAACCCCCUGAUGGCCCCGCCUUCUCUGUCGUCCUAUUGGCUCCCUCCCGCCAGGAGAAAGCGGCCUGGACCAGUGACAUCAGUCAGUGUAUAGAUAAUAUCCGCUGUAAUGGCCUGAUGACCAGCGUAUUUGAGGAGAACUCUAAAGUAACUGUGCCGCACAUGAUCAAGUCGGACGCACGGCUGCACAAAGAUGAUGUGGACAUCUGCUUCAGCAAGACGCUCAACUCCUGCAAGGUCCCCCAGAUCCGCUACGCCAGCGUGGAGCGGCUGCUGGAGAGGCUGACUGACCUGCGCUUCCUCUCUAUCGACUUCCUCAACACCUUCCUCCACACGUACAGGAUCUUUACUACCGCUGCUGUGGUCAUGGACAAACUGGCCGACAUAUACAAGAAACCUUUUACCUCUAUACCGGUCAGGUCUCUGGAGUUGUUCUUUGCCACCAACCAGGGGACGUGGGGAGGCGAGCACCUCAACAACAAAUCUCCCCGUCUAUGUCGCAAGUUCUCCUCUCCUCCUCCUCUCACCAUCCCCUCCCGCACCUCCUCCCCGGUUCACUCCCGCAAACUCUCCCUCUCCUCCCCGGUCUCCUCCAAGGCAGGAGUCCUAGACCUCUCCACCCCUUCCUCCUCUGCUGCUAACUCCCCCACUUCCUCUCACCCUCCCUCCAUCUCCUCCCCCCCUCCCAACGCCACCAAGCCCCCUUCAGAGUUUUCCUCGCCUCCUCCCACCUCCACCCGGGCUCCAUCGGGGUUCUCGUCCCCCCCUCCCACCUGCACGCGGGCUCCCAGCCUGCCAACAGUCCUGGGGGUCUCCACCUCCCCUCCCACCACCACAAAAGCCCUUCUAGAACUGAGCCGCCCCACCGGUUCACCGGAACCUGUCCCCCCAACGCCGGAAGAGGGAGGAGACAUGCCGCGCAUCGAUGCAUUCUGUGGAAAACUCAGACGCAGCAUCCGCAGGGCUGUUCUGGAGACGGUUUCUCUGGAGAAGUUCCUCCCAGAGUCUAACCCUCAAGUCAGCGAGGACCGCGUCCCCCUGACAGAGUCCCCCUGUCGCUCGCCCUCUACACCCAGACACAUGCGAUACAGACAGUCUGGAGGUUCCACAGGGGAAAACAAUCGUGGUACUAUGUCACCAGCCUCAGCCUUCGCUAUUGCCACGGCAGCCGCCGGACACGGCAGUUCCCAGGGUUUCAAUAAUAGUGAGAGGACUUGUGACAAGGAGUUUAUCAUCCGUAGAGCUGCUACCAACAGAGUCCUCAACGUACUGCGUCACUGGGUCUCCAAGCACUCACAGGACUUUGAGAUGAACAGUGAGCUGAAGGUGGGUGUAAUGACCCUUCUGGAGGAGGUGCUACGAGACCCAGACCUGCUGCCUCAAGAGAGGAAAGCCACCGGAAACAUUCUAAGUGCCCUUUCUCAAGAUGAACAAGAUGAUGCUCAACUCAGGAUAGAAGACAUCCUACAGACGGCGGAGUGUCCCAAAGCAGAGUGUUUUGAGUCUCUGUCUGCGAUGGAGCUGGCUGAACAGAUCACCCUGCUAGACCACAUUGUGUUCAGGAGCAUCCCUUACGAAGAGUUUCUGGGCCAGGGCUGGAUGAAGCUGGACAAGUCAGAGAGAACUCCAUACAUCAUGAAGACCAGUCAGCACUUUAACGAUAUGAGUAACCUGGUAGCGUCUCAGAUCAUUGCCCAUACAGACGUGGGCUCCAGGGCGAACUCCAUAGAGAAGUGGUUGGCGGUUGCUGAUAUCUGUCGCUGCCUUAACAACUAUAACGGAGUUCUAGAGAUCACCUCAGCUCUCAACCGUAGCGCCAUCUACAGGCUGAAGAAGACAUGGGCCAAAGUCUGCAAACAGACCAAGUCAUUGAUGGACAGGCUGCAGAAGACAGUGUCAUCAGAGGGCCGGUUCAAGAACCUGAGAGAAACCCUGAAAAACUGCAACCCUCCCUGUGUGCCCUAUCUGGGGAUGUAUCUGACUGACCUGGCCUUCAUCGAAGAGGGAACGCCCAACUUCACCGAGGAGGGACUCGUCAACUUCUCCAAGAUGAGGAUGAUGUCUCACAUCAUCAGAGAGAUCCGUCAGUUCCAGGGUGCGCCCUACAGGAUAGAGCACCAAGCCAAGGUAACACCCGCCACACAGUCAAUCAAUGUUUCUAGCUACAACCCUGUUAGAACUAACUGCCUCGCCGUGCUUCCUCUCCGUCUCGCUCUCUCCCAGGUAACUCAGUUCCUGCUGGAUAAGACUCUGGUGAUGGAUGAGGACACGUUGUAUGAGCUGUCCCUGAAGAUUGAACCCCGCAUCCCUCCUGGCUAAACACACAGAAACACCACCCAGUCGCUCUCAGUCCAGCUGCAUCAGACACUUAGUAAUUAGUGUUCUUAUUGUUAUCUGCUUGGUAACAAUGGAACCAGUGGACGGGAGAGCCCUGAGAAUCCCCCGGUUAAGGGUUCCUGUUACUUUAUCAGCAUUGCCAAUGAUUAUGCUUAAGAACUCUGGUGAAGAUGUGCCUUGCUUGUAAAUAUGUACAUAUCAAGAUUUAGUAAUAAACUGUAAAGUGUGUUUAUAACAUGUUAUAAUGAUUUCCUGAUGAUCUUGCAUGCAUUUCCAUGUAUACAUUUACAUUGCUCUGAAAAAGCCUCAAGUAGAACCCAGAUAGAGUCAUGUAUGGCUGUGACUGAUUAUGAGAGAGACGUCUAGACUAAUGGCAGCUUGCCAGACUAAUGGCAGCUGUGGGCAGACUAGUGGGGAGGAACAGUGGCGGUCACUAUAUUGCCCUCUACUGGUGAACUGGUGAAAGUCAGCCUCAUAUCAAAUAGUGAUAACAUUCCCCAAAGGUUUUUGCACUUCCUUGAAGACAUCUCCAUGGGUCCACCGGAACCCGAAUACCCGAGACCCGACCGGGUUCAAAAUUCAAUAUUUUCCUUGGGGUCCGGGUUGUGUCCUGUCUGAUUGUCAUCGGGUCUCCGGUCUAUUUAACUACAGCUGAUAGACUAGAGUGGACCCGAGUGGACCCGACCACAGCUCUGCAUAGCCUAUAGCAUAUUUAUUAUACGCUAAUAAGGUGAAUUUAUUGACUUAUAGAAGGCCUAGCCAAAAUAUAAAAACCUAUUUGUUAACCAGAAGACCAACUUGGAAGAUAAACAUUAUUUUUUUGUCACUCGGGUCCAAUCGAGUCUAUCUGUGUCUGUUGAACAAUUACCUGAUUGGUUCUGGCCUUGUUCCUGUUGACACACACUGAUGAUGUAAGCAUGGACUUUACAUCCCGUCAUUUAGCAUGUUCAUUUAUUUACUUAUUUAUUAAGCAUUUGAAACAUUGUUUUAGUUCUGUCUAUUGUUGUAUUCACACUGGGCACAGACAUCAAUUCAACAUGUAUUCCACAUUGGUUCAACCAGUGUGUUCCCCGUGGGUUCUCUGUAUAAAGGUUUUAAACUGUUAUUUGUGACAAGAAACAUUUUAAGAAGAUAUUCGCAUAUGAGGAGCCACUUUUCUCAACCUUGUAAUUAUGCACAAUCUAAUAUACUGUAGCUAAUUCUCCCCAGAGCCAGACAGUGUAUAGAGAAUAUACAUGUACGGCUUUACCUUUGCCAGUCCUGACCCAAAUCGCAGUUUCAGAAAUGUUCUUCAAUUAAGUGUAACAUGUCUGUUUUGCGAAUGACGACAUUCAAGUAAAGGGACUUGACCCAAGCGGUCGUUACAGUUUACUUACAACUUGUGUCUGAAUAUUUCUCAAUGUUGUAAUUUAUCUCUGGAUGUGUUUAUUUAUUAGUAUUUGUUCCAUUUUUAUCUGAUUACUUGUUAAACAGUAUUAUUGGAAAUCUUGCGCUAUUGAUUUGUAAAGUAUGUCAAUAGAUGUGUAACUUCUUGGAGCUUUUGGAUCGUUAAAGCGGUACGUUUCUCUUUCCUUACAGUGUUGUUCUUCAGAUAACUGCUUUUCCCAGACUGCUUCCGUUUUCUACAGUCCUGAAUGGCAGGAAUCUCUCACAUCCUGAUAGCAUCCACGGUCCUGCUUUUAUACCUGAACAUGUACUUUGUUAUAAAACCUGCUGUUUAACCGCUGUAUUUUUCCAUGCACUUCCUUAGAGAAUGUACAGAUUUACA